Ceraceosorus bombacis is the source of this 578-nucleotide messenger RNA. NCBI's taxonomy places the organism in Eukaryota, Fungi, Basidiomycota, Exobasidiomycetes, Ceraceosorales, Ceraceosoraceae. The record is from the annotation of a GenBank genome assembly.
AUGUUUCGCUCUUCAGCCGAUAGACGCCCAGUCAAGGCAAGCGGCAGUGGCAGUCAGCACGCCGCAUAUGCCUCGCAAAACACCAGCGCGACAUCCUUCAGCGUGGGGGGAGGCGGCGUUGCAGACAUUGCAGCCAGUCCCUCCAGGCCCAGCGAGAGCCCAUCUAGGGCUUCCACCAGCGCCAGCUCGGGUGCUGCCGUCAAACCGCCUUACGAGCGCCAUGCAUCGCAGCCUGCCAGCACCUCACAUAGCGGCUUGAAAGCGCACCGCCGCCUCGCCAGCCGAUUCGCUGCUUCAGUUCGGCGCACCUUGGCGACCAGCGAUAUGCUGCUGGACCUUCAACCUGACGCUGCAGGAGCUGGUGCUUCUGCCUCCACUUCCAGAUCUCAGAUUGCCACUUCCCCUGCUUCGCUCUCUACAAAUGUUUCCUACCCCUAUGUUGAAGACGCUCGAUCUGGCCACGUCAGCAACACGUCAUUGAGCCAAACGAAUUCCUCGCACCACGAGCAGACAUCUCUUCACCAACACUCUUCCGCGAGUCGCCAUCGAUCACCCCACUCCCUUGAAUCGGAGCCUAG